This is a messenger RNA of Xiphophorus hellerii (green swordtail), 4350 nucleotides long. RefSeq names its product golgi associated kinase 1A (gene gask1a). The record is from RefSeq and is a predicted model, not a curated record. NCBI's taxonomy places the organism in Eukaryota, Metazoa, Chordata, Actinopteri, Cyprinodontiformes, Poeciliidae. The transcript has 7 exons. Bases 176 to 2050 code for a protein of 624 amino acids. Gene Ontology annotation, cellular component: Golgi apparatus.
CUCUCUGCUAGCAGACAGCAGAAGACCAGCUGCUGUGAUUAUCCCGCCGUUUCCUGCUGGAAGAGCCGCCCGGCCGCUUCACGGAGAUCCGGGGAUACCCUUCAGCUCCUGGGAUGGGUCCGGGAUAAGUCAGCUCUCUUCCGGAAAGGAAUGCUUCCGAUCAGGGACAGCAAACAUGAACUGGAGAGUGUGGUCAAAACUCUGCUGUGGCCCAAGAUGGAUUGUUCUCCUUUCUCCUCUCUUCCUCCUCUUCCUCAUGAUCUUUGUGAUGGCGGUCACUUUGCCCCUCCCUGUGCCGCCCGCUGAUGUCAACCGGCGGCCAUCCAAAGCUCUGAGCGCAGCGGGGAAGUUGAAACCCAGGGCAGUGGAGCCCGCAGCGCUCAGCGGCGUCCAGCAGCCUGCUCCUCACAUCCACAGCAGGACCUGGAGACGUAGCUCUGGGAAGGAGAUGUCCACACACUCAGCACUACUAAAGCCUGUAGCGAAGUCUGCAGGGGCUGUUAAAGUCAGGACUCAUCCUGACUUUCAUAACAAGAAGCAAAGCAGCCAAGACAUGGCGGAUGUAUUUGCUCACUCUCAGCUUUCUGACUUUACAGGCAACAACAUGGAGCCUCAGCGCAGAACUAAGCCGAGCAGACACACUGCAGUGGUGAAGCACACUCUACACACACACACUCAUCUCAAAGGAAAUGUUUCCACAGCAGACCACAAGUCUUCCGCGGCAGACACCAUAAAAAGUGUCCAAAGAGCUGCUCACAGACACAAACAUCAGGUCGCAGUCAGACAGACGACUGACAGCCAGACCAGGCAGAAGCAAAACCAACGUCACACAGCUUUGGAAAGACACGGAAAAGCUCCAAAGCACUCUGGGAAACCUGCCAGUGUGGGUAAGGAGGAAAUGCCCUCUAGUGAUCUGAGAGAGGAUCGUCAUUUGUCACUGGAUGACAGAGAGGAAGUCGAAGCCACCGCUCACCAGGGUGACAGGGACUGGUGUCAGGGCCUCACAGAGUUGGACUUUUCAGACGCUGACCAAAGGAAGAUCAGGGUGGGUGGAGACUGGCAGCAUGUGCACUGGCUCAGCAGGGACGACAUAGAGAAGAUGGAGCUCCUGGCUGGUGGGGAAGUUGUCAGUAAGAGCAGGGUGCCGGCUCAUGGACAAGUCCUCCAAGUGGCGCUAGGUCUGCCUGCAAGUCACCAGAACAUCCCAGCGCUGAGGGAUUCACAGCAGCAUGGAGCCGGGCACAGCGGCCGCUGCCAGCGGGGGCUUUGCUCCCUGGUCAAACGCCCUGACGACUGGUUUGAGGUGUUUGCUUUCCACCUGGACAGAGUCCUCGGACUCAACAGAAGUCUGCCGGCAGUUCUCAGAACCUUCCGCGAACCCAUUCUGCCCUACAGAUUCACUGACGGUGAGCCGAGGCCGGCGGUUUGGUGGAACCCGGACAUUCAGCAUCUGGAUGAUAAGGACAGCGACCAGAACUCAGUGCCUCUCAGCUGGGUCCAGUACCAGAAGCUGCUGCGGGCCCGGUGUGGGAACCAAACAGGCCUGAGCUCAGAGCCAUGUGUGGGGGUUCUGCAUGCAGAGUGGGGAAGACUGGCUCUGUUUGACUUCUUAUUACAGGUAAACGACCGUCUGGACAGGAACUGCUGUGGGUUUACACCCGAUCCAGCAGAACUCUGUGUGGAGAACCGUCUGAAUGUUAAGUGUGGCAACAGCAAGGAGCUGCAGCUGGUUCACAUCCUGGUGAGGAAGACGGAUCCUUCCAGACUCGUGUUCAUAGACAAUGCUGGCAGACCAAAGCAAUCCAGCAGCAACCUCAACUUCAGGCUGCUUGAGGGCAUUGAUGAGUUUCCAGAGAAAGCUGUGUCCGUGCUCCGCUCUGGCUGCCUGGAACAUCUGCUACUGCGCUCCCUCUAUGCAGACAAGGAGUUCUGGGAAAGCCGUGGCGGAUACACGGCUCUCAGGCCUCUGGUCCGGCUGGUGGAGCAGAGGGGGCACUACAUCCUCCAGCACAUCAGAGACAAGAGGAUACAUCUCAGGAGGGACCUGUGACUCGGCUGGACCGAGCAAACUGGAAUAGGAAGCUGAACUCAUGUCUAUGAAUAUGACAGCAUUUCCUCAAUGUGACCAAAGGUUGACGACUGUGGAGAACAACAGACCAAAUUCAGUUUGGCUUUAAGUCAGUUUAGCACCAAUAUAAACAUAUCAUCUCACAAAAAAGUCGACUAAAUUCAAUUAUGCGUUUCAAUUCAUUCUAAUUAUCAAACAAUGCAGUCCAAUUCAGUUUUAUUAUUCAAAUUAGUCUAAAAAGUUUUCAAUCUAAAGAAAUCCAGUGGAUUGCUUCGAGUCACUCACUGUGUUUCCAUUCGUCAGAAAAACCACAAUUUAGCAAUUAUGGUGUGUCCAUUAAGUAAAAAACUCAGUUAAAAUCACACAUGAAUAAGUUUGUUCACGUGAUAACUCAUUAACAAACAUGUAGCGUCGUCAUCAUCUAACCACUUACUGUGGUCUUUGUUGUUUGCGCCAGUGGCAAAAUCCGGUUGUUGAUCAUGUGACUUGUGUGACGCAAAAAAAGUGUUUCGAUUGCAGUUUUGACAGUUAAGCCAAUUGUGAUACAACCAAAAAGAACAAACGCCUCACCCUAACAUCAAAACUUCCCAAAAACAAGUUUUUUUUCAAAAUCGGUGUGUUUUUAUUAAUCAGACUUAUUUCUAAAUUGUCAAAUUGCACAAUUUUAUGGUUAGUAGAAAUACAGCCGCAUUUCCAUUUAACAUUUGGAAAAAAAAUUUGCUUAGUGGAAACAUGCCAAUUUUGGGGAAAAAAACAAAUACAUUUUUUGAAAAAAACCUUCUGCUCUAGCUGUAUUGAAAUUAGUGUGUUUCGCAAAACUGCAAGAGAAACAGUUUUUCCGCAUCACACGUCACAACCAGAUCCAGAUGUUGCCACUGGUGCAAACCAUGAAGAAGACAACGGCAGUCCAAACGAAAAAAAGUCCAAAUCCAAAAUAAAAACUCAUAACGAAACCAGCUGGUGGCAGUAACUAGAUAUGACUGAGAGCUGGCAUAUGGAGAUAUUUAAGCAGACGAGCUGAUUAAUGAACAGGUGCAGGGUUUCCCCCUGUGUGUUAUAGGCCUGGCAGCCCACCAUGCUGACAGGAAGAAGUUGGCUGCAUGUUUUUAAUGACUUAUCGCGUCAACAAACUUAUUCACGUGUGAUUUCAAUUGCGUUUCUUAUUCAAUAAAAACAUUGCAAUUGCGAAAUUGCGGGGUGGGGGGUUUAUAUCGACAAAGUUUUGUGCAUAUUUGGAAAAAUCUCUUACUUAACAGUGUGAACGGCUGUCUGCCACAGUUGACUGGGGGUUUGAGAAGACAGAACAGAUACACUAAGAAAGAAACAGAUGAGCUGAUCCAGGUGUGCUUUUCAUGUUAAAGAAAAGUAAAAAGGUAAUGGCAGUAGUAGCUCCUUUAGUGGCUUCAUCAAGGAGAGGAAAAUAUUUUACAGAUAAGCUUUUAAAGCCUUUAGAGGCUAUGUGACAAAAGCUCUGAUCACAGCUUUGUCCAUGAGAGAGACAGGUUUUAACAACAAUAACAGAGUUUGUUUAGGCAGUAGCUCCUUUGGUUGCUUUUUGUAGAAGACAGACAAGGUCAACCUCUGAAAGACAGGGUCAACAGCAUCAUCUAUAGGAGAAGGUGAAGUUAUUGGCAGUAACUCAGCCGAUGUGGCACAGCUAAGCAGAUCAGACCAGAUGUAGCUUCUACAAAAAGAUAACAUAAAGUUGAAAUAACAGUAAAAAUAAACAAAGACCCAUUACAUCCAGUUCACAGAUAUCCCCGUUUCUGCAUGUAUUUAUCUAUUUAUUGUGUUGUGCUGGAGGCAGUCAGUGUCUGGCUUGGAUGCCUGUUUUUAUGAGAUAAGCUUUUAAUCAAAGGAUUAAAAAUGGCUGUCAGAAAACUGUUUCUGGACCAAAUCCCAGCAGCUUUGGGAUGAAGAUGGACCCAAAUGUGAAUUUUUUUUUUACAUUUUCUUUUUUUCUUUUUUGUGUUAAAAUGCACAGCAUUGCACAAAGCCAUAAUUGAAAAAUAAUAAACAAAUAAAUAAAUAAGCGACUGGCUAAAAAUGUAGUUGUUAAGAGAGUGAAUGAAGCAGAGGCAUUUUUUGUCAGAAUUACACUUUCUGUUCUAAGUGUAAUUCUAAAGAUGAACUGUCACACAACUUUUUUUUAAAAUAUCAUGCGCUAAUGAAAAGUCCAGAUUGAUUUUUUUUUAAACUCAGAUUAAAAAUUCCAGUCAUUCUCCAGUUUGUGGCUUAGUGAUAUUUUCUGUGUCAUCUCUGAAUAAAUGCUCUGAAUGAGA